CAUAGCAGCUAGAGCAUCCUUUCUUCUCCUACCUUUUAAUUUCAAGCAUCUGCAAGUUUUCUCAUCUCCCUUAUUUGAUAUACCAAGAAAGGAAGACAUGGCGACAUCAAUAGCUUCACAGUUGCAAUCGAUUAAAUCCCUCAUUCAAGCCGACUCGGACCCUCUCAAGAGACCCUUCACUCGCCCCUCCAUUUUAUUCGACCCCAAAGAAGCUGCGGAUAUUGAUGUUGACACUAUUCUAAGUAUUGCAUUAUCAGGGCUAGAGGUUCUCAUAGGUGUGGAUGAUCGAUUCAGAAACUAUAAGAAUGAUUUGUUUAGUCACAAGAGUAAAGAAUUGGAUAGAGAAUUAAUGGGCAUGGAUGAUAAUAAUCGCAUUAAUGCCUCAAUCAGUUCAUACUUGCGGUUACUCUCGGGGCACCUUCUGCUUCUUGCUUCCCUCAGAACCUUGGAGUACUUGAUACGUAGAUACAAGAUACAUGUUUACAAUGUUGAAGAUUUGAUUUUAUGUUCUCUACCGUACCAUGACACACAUGUUUUUGUUAGAAUAGUUCAGUUACUGAAUACAGGGAAUAGUAAAUGGAAGUUUCUUGAGGGUGUCAAAGUCUCAGGUGCACCACCUCCUAGGACAGUGAUAGUGCAGCAAUGCAUCCGAGAUAUGGGCGUCUUGGAGGCCUUGUGCAACUAUGCAUCUCCAAUGAAGAAGCUUCAGAGUUCAAAACCCAUCAUUAGCUUUUGUACUGCAGUUGUAAUUGAGGUCUUGGGUUCUGUUACAACUAUUGACAGUGAUAUUGUAAAGAGAAUCCUCCCAUUUGUAGUUUCUGGUCUUCAAACAGCCACUAAGGGAGGUUCUGAUCACAAGGCUGGUGCUUUGAUGAUUGUUGGCUCACUGGCAAGUAGAAUUGCAUUGUCUCCUAAACUUGUAAAAAGUUUAAUUCGAUCAGUUGCUGAGGCAGCAAGGGAAGAUGCAAAAGACUCAAAUGACUUGCAACAUCUUCGGAUGUCAUUGAUGGCGUUAGUAAUUCUUGUUGAGCAAAAUUCUGCUGAUGUGCUCCCAAAGAAGGCAUUGGAAAACUUGAGGGAGAUCAGGGAUUUUGCUGGUAUUCUCCUGGAGCUAUCUAAGGAGUUUAAUAUUGAUAAAUUCCUUUCUGUGCUGUUGGAAUCUCUGAUUGACUACAGUUCUGAUGAUUCAUGGCACCUUGUCAUAACAACAAUAAUGGAAACUGUUCCUCUUGGAAAUUUAGUUGAUUCUAUUGUCUUAAAGCUUCUCUUUUCCUGCAUGAAGUCCUUACAGAGCGAUAACAAUUCAUUGUCAUCGGAAUUAGGAAGCAAGGCCAAGAGGAUUUUAGCUGUUAUUCAUAAGAAUUAUCCAUCUCAACUAAAUAGAGCAGUUCACAAGUUCUUAGAGGAUAGCAAAGUACAAUCCAAGAAAGAAGACAUAAUAUUUGAGUUCUUGUGCAAAAUAUUGGAUGAGAAAUUGAAUUUGUCAACGGUUAUCUCAGAUUCAAAAAUAUGGUUUGCGUCACACCACCCAAAGCCUGAGGUUCGACGGGCUACACUUUCAGGGUUAAAUAGGUCUGGCAUAUUGAAAAUUAAGGCUGCUGCUGAUGACCAGAGAUUGGUAACUAUCAAAGAUGCUGUAUUGCAUCAGCUUCAUGACAAUGAUCUGACUGUGAUCCAGGCUGCUCUAACUCUGGAAGGAUUAUCUGAAAUAAUAAGUUUUUCUGAUCUUCUCAAAGCAUUGCAUGAUGUGCUCAAAAGAUGUUUGGGCAUUCUAACGUCAAGUUCAUCAGAUGAAAUUACUUUAGCUUGUGAUGUUGCUGUUUUGUUCCUAAAGAUUGCCGUUUCCAGUUUCCAUGAUCAACCACAGUGUUUAAAGAAAGUUGCUUCCAUGAUGUUCCCUUUACUCUUAAUUUUUCCUGAGACACAGAGGUUGAGCUUAAAGGUUUUGGAACUAAGUAAGCAAUUAAAGUGGCCAUUUUUCCAGAACCUUGCUGUUAUCUCUAGUGAAAAAAUGAAUGUGCUAGCUGGACGUAUGUCUUCAGUUGGGAAAGACAAAGACAGAUACGAAAAGAAAAAUCAGAAACGUGGAAGCAUCUCGACAAUUAAUAUGGACAUAGUCAGCAGUUUGGCAGAAACAUUCUCACGGGACCCAGAUGAAUAUAUUCCUUGGUUUACCAGCAAUUGCAGUGAUUAUAAGUCGAAGACUUUAUUCUUUUUGGUUAUGAUGCAGUCUUUUUCAUUAUCACAAAAUACUGGUAAAGUUUUGGCACUUUUGGAAGCUUGUUUUCCAGUUCUCAAGAUUGAGUGGGAAGCUUUAGGGUCUUCAGUUGAUGCUUCCCUGAAAGAGUUCAAAGAAGAAAUGCUUGAUUGGGAUUGCAGAACGUUUCUAGAUCAGCUAUUUGUUGUUGAUUCUGAUGCACUGAACACCCAUUUACUUACCUGCUUAUUUUGGGGGAUAAUCAAGGCAUUCAUUUCAUCAACAUCUGCUUUAUUGCUGGAUGAUAGUGAAAGGGGCGUUAACAGGCUUCAGGAUUUCUUCAUCUUUUUUGCGGCUUCUCGUCUGAAUCAUAUUUAUAGAAAGCAUCUUCAAGAACUUGUUGAGAAACAUCUUCAUGACCUCCUUCCAAAGUGCAAGAUGUCUCCAGUUCGUUUGCUAUCCAGGUUUUUUACGGAAGAUGUUCCUGCUGAUGUCCAAGUUCAGAGUCUCCACUGUUUUUCUUUUCUUUGUUUGCAGCUACAUGAUGGAUUGCUGUUUGAUCUUCUGGCUGAAUUUCCAUCAAUUCUUGUUCCACUUGCUAGUGAUCACCAGGCUACUAGGUUUGCAGCAAUGGAUUGCAUCGAUCACCUUCAUAAGUUGUGGUGUCAAGUUGAUUUCUCUAGCAAGAAAAAUGGCAAUGCUGCAAUUUGGAGCCAUUUUCUUGGUGAUCUCUUAGCCUUGAUGAUUCAACAAACAAGGCUCAUAUUAUCAGACAAAAACUUUCUCUCUUCUUUUCUGACAUGUUUGCUAGGCUCAUCCCGCAAUAGCAUUUUAGUGCCUCCAAAUAUUGAACAGAGAUUUGAUCAAUCUACAAAAGAGAAGAUUCUUGCUUUCAUAUUAGGUUCUGCUGUAAAGCUUUCUGGAUUUGGGCAGUUCAAGGUUCUGUCUUUACUCAAAGGAUUGGGUAAUGAAAUUUUUCACAUCAAAGAUGUUGAGUCAUUAUUGUCUGGGCUUCUGACAAAACGCAGUCAACAUCACUUUAAGUUGGAUAAGUCAUCCGAAAAAUUGUCACAAAUUGAAAUCAAGACCUUGUGCUUACUUUUGGAGAGUUGUGUUGUUCCCUCUUCAUCACUUGAUGGAAAUCAUUAUGAAGUUCAUGUAUUGGAGACUUUGCAAUUGGAUUCUACAACUCCGGAAGAACCUGGUAUCAUAGAACCUUGUGUUGCUGUCUUGCGAAAUAUGAGCAGUAAAUUUUACAGCGGUUUGACAGCCAAUGUACAGGAUCAUUUGUUUCAGGAGCUGGUGCUUUUGUAUCGGAACAGUAAUGGCAAUAUUCAAAAUGCAACCAGAGAUGCCUUGCUACGCUUGAAUAUAUCUUGCUCAACGGUCAGUCAAAUGCUUGAUCUUAUAUUGAAACAAGAAGCUCUUGUAGUUGAUUCAGAUUAUGGGAGGAAAAAGAAGAAAUCAGGAGAUUAUUUAAAGCCUGAUCUCUAUCAAAAUGCCUAUUCUAAAGUCAGAAAUGCUCUCUUUUUCCUUAGCUCCCUUCUUGAUGUAUUGCUACUGAAGAAAGACAUAGCAAACAGGGAGUCUCUUAUAGGACCCUUAUUUAAGCUUCUUGAGAAAGUUUUAUCAGAUGAAUGGGGACAAUGUGCUCUCCUUCAUAAUGAAAAAGGGAUCCAAUCUUCAUUAGAAAUCUCUCAGGCCAGUUCUAGUGUAAUGUGUUACAUUCAACAGACACUAUUGUUAAUUUUGGGAGAUAUUUUUGCUUCACUCCUGAACUCCAGUCCCACAAAGGAUGAUGCAAUGAAAGAAAUUGAUGUCAAAAUGUUGGUUAAUUGUGCUCGUGGGACUGAGGAUGCUGUCACCCGUAAUCAUGUCUUUGCAGUUUUAUCCUCCAUUGCAAGGUUAAUUCCAAGCAAGAUAUUGGAACAUAUAUUAGAUAUACUUGCAAUUAUAGGAGAAUCAACGAUUACGCAGAUUGAUAACCACUCAAAACAUGUCAGUGAGGAUCUUAUAUCUGUCGUCGUUCCCUGUUGGCUGUCUGAAACAAAUGAUAUAGAAAAAUUACUUCAGAUUUUUAUAAAUAUAUUGCCUGAAGUUGCUGAGCAUAGGAGGCUGUCAAUCAUUGUCUACCUUUUAAGGAUUCUGGGAGAAUCUGAUAGUUUGGCUUCUUUACUUGUCCUACUUUUCCAUUCUUUAGUUUCAAGAAAAGGAUUGUCUCACCUUGAUGACAUACACACUUCAGAAAACUUUUCAUCCUCUGCACAUAAAGAGUGGGAGUAUGCAUUUGCAGUGCAAGUAUGUGGCCAGUACUCAUGCAUGAUAUGGCUUCCUUCUUUGGUUAAGGUUCUUCAACUUAUAGAAAGGGAUGAUCUGGGUCAAGAACUGCCCGUGCAAUUGCUAUUUGCAAUGGGAUUUAUUUUACAUAAAUUGCAAGAUCCAGAAUUUGCAUUGAAGCUCAAAUCAGGGGAGAAUUCAGAUAAAAUCCAGGAAAAACUUGAAGAACUUAUGAAGCAUGUUCUUUCUCUCUUUCAAGUGGUAGAUGCCAGAAGAAAGCAAAUAAACAUUCCAGUUAUCAUGAGGAAAGAACUGAGGGCUCGCAUGGACUCUAUCUUGAGGAAUAUUACAAUGGCUAUGACCCCAACAGCAUACUUUCAAGCCAUCACAAAUUUACUUGGUCAUGCAGAUGGCAAUGUGAGGAAGAAGGUGCGUCUUGCUCUGCAGCCUUUGCUGAAGAUUUAUUCUGGUGCUGUUGAUUCUGGAGAUUCAAGCUUGAUGAUUGCUUUUGAAAUGCUAGCUAACUUGGUUAAUAAAUUGGAUAGGGCAUCUGUUAGCAGUUCCUACAGGAAGAUUUUUGACCAGUGCUUGCUUGCACUUGAUCUGCGCAAUCAAUGCCCUGUUUCAAUAGAGAAUAUCAAUGUUGUAGAGAAGAGCAUAAUUGAUGCAAUAAUUGCUCUGACAAUGAAGCUUACCGAGACUAUGUUUAAACCUCUUUUCUUCAAGAGUAUUGAAUGGGUAGAGACAGAGGUUGAGGACAAUGGUGGUAUGGGCAGUACAAACAUUGACAGAGCUAUAUCGUUAUAUGGCCUGGUUAAUAAACUUGCUGAGAACCAUAGGUCUCUGUUUGUCCCUUAUUUUAAGUAUUUGGUGAAGGGUUGUGUACAGCUCCUUACUGACACUGGAGAUGUUAGUACUUUGAAUUUAAGUCGAAAGAAAAAGAAGGCCAAGAUUCAGGAAACUGAAAAUGUUGGAAACAAUGUGCUGUCACUUAAAAGCUGGCAUCUCAGGGCAUUGAUAUUGUCAUCUCUACAUAAAUGUUUCCUUUAUGAUACUGGGAGCCUAAAGUUUCUUGACUCAUCAAAUUUUGAGGUUCUAUUGAAACCCAUUGUCUCACAGCUUGUCGUAGAACCACCAGCUCUGCUAGAGCAGCAUCCAGACAUUCCAUCAGUGAAGGAUGUUGAUGACUUGUUGGUUGUUUGCGUUGGUCAGAUGGCUACCACUGCUGGAACUGACCUGCUAUGGAAACCCCUUAAUCAUGAGGUAUUAAUGCAAACUCGAAGUGAGAAGACGAGGGCUCGAAUUUUAGGCUUGAGGAUGGUUAAGCAGUUUUUGGAUAAUCUAAAAGAAGAAUAUCUGGUAUUGCUGCCUGAAACCAUUCCAUUCCUCGGCGAAUUGCUUGAAGAUGUGGAGUUGCCUGUUAAAUCCAUGGCACAAGAUGUUCUCAAGGAAAUGGAGUCCAUGAGUGGUGAAAGCCUCCGGCAAUAUCUCUGAUUUUUCCAAUAUUCCUAAUCUGCGACUGAGGUGAUGAUUGAUACCGUAAGAAAAAUGACCCAUGUGAAGCUAUUGCAUCUUAGAGGAGAAGUCAGUGAAUUUCUUCAAGAGAUUUUGUAAACUGUAUGUCUGAAUUUAACUAUGGUUUUAGGUCACCCAAAUGCUGACAAUUUUUGUAUACCUUGGCCAGCACUGCCCAUGUAGUCAUGUAAUUAAGGACAAUUGUUCUGCAUCUGCAAAAUUCCUAAUUUAAGU
Messenger RNA from Rubroshorea leprosula, 6223 nucleotides. The record is from the annotation of a GenBank genome assembly. NCBI's taxonomy places the organism in Eukaryota, Viridiplantae, Streptophyta, Magnoliopsida, Malvales, Dipterocarpaceae.